AUGACCAUCAUAAACACUACCAACAACAAUGCUACCGCAAACGAGACCAGAUACGCCGUCCAAGAAACACCCCUAGGGUCAACUCGACCUAUUCGGGUGAUUGCAAUCGGAGCCGGAGCAUCCGGUUUAAACCUAGCACAUCAAGUCAACAAGCAUAUGUCCAACAUCGAGCUGACGAUAUACGAAAAGAACCCCGAGGUGGGUGGAACCUGGUACGAGAAUCGUUAUCCAGGAUGCGCGUGCGACAUCCCCUCCCAUAACUACCAGUUCACAUGGGCCCCUAAUCCGGACUGGUGUGCUUUCUACUCGCAGGGGCCAGAGAUUUUGGAGUACUUUCGCGAACUUGCGCGGAAAUACGAUUUAUAUAAGUUCAUUCAGCUCAGCCACCGCGUGGUGGGGGCACGAUGGGAAGAGGAUGACGGUAUCUGGAGGCUUCAGAUUGAAAAUCUCGCUUCCGGACAUGUUUUCGAUGACCACUGCCACUUCAUGAUCACAGCUUCUGGAGUUCUCAACAACUGGAAGUGGCCUGAUAUCCCGGGAUUGGACACUUUCAAGGGACAUCUUGUCCAUAGCGCUGCAUGGGACGAUUCUGUCUCCUACAAGGGAAAGCAUGUCGCGGUGCUUGGAUGUGGAUCGUCUGGAGUCCAGAUUGUGCCUACUAUCCAACCAGAGGUCAAAAGCUUAGUGACCUUCAUCCGAACCCCAACUUGGAUUACCGCCGGGUUUGCUCAGAGCAAAGCAGGGCCCGGGGGAUCUAAUUUCCUCUGUAAGAUGUCACAUGUGACUGGAACAUCCCGGAAGAUCAUUCUGAAAGACAGCCCGGAGCAAGAAGAAGCAAAAAAUUUCUCUCUGAACGAAAUGAGAUCCAAGCUGGGAGCCGACUCGCCACUGUUGAAGCAUAUAAUUCCAACUUUUGGGGUUGGAUGCCGGCGACCAACUCCUGGAAAUGGAUAUCUCGAGGCACUGGGACAGGAAAAUGUACGGGUCGCUAUAGACCCUAUUGCCGAGAUUGUGCCAGAAGGAAUCAAACUGGCAACAGGAGAAGUCAUCCCAGUAGACGUACUCAUCUGUGCUACUGGCUUCGAUAUCUCGUUCCAGCCUCGCUAUCCUGUGGUGGGCCGCAACGGCGUCAGUCUGAAGGAUCAGUGGAAACGAUUCCCCACGGCAUAUCUGACGUUGGCGGUGCCGAAUUUCCCCAAUCACUUCAACAUUUUUGCAGCGAACAGCGUGGAGUACGCACUGCAGGUCAUGGUUUAA
Messenger RNA from Aspergillus terreus NIH2624, 1257 nucleotides. RefSeq names its product flavin-containing monooxygenase. The record is from RefSeq and is a predicted model, not a curated record. The transcript has 6 exons. Lineage: Eukaryota; Fungi; Ascomycota; Eurotiomycetes; Eurotiales; Aspergillaceae. Bases 1 to 1257 code for a protein of 418 amino acids. Gene Ontology annotation, molecular function: N,N-dimethylaniline monooxygenase activity; NADP binding; flavin adenine dinucleotide binding.